CCUAGCGUCCUCUGCAAAGGCGGAAACGCUGCGUCGUCUGUCCGGUCAGCCGGCGGGCUGGCUGCUGGCCUCUCCCGGCGCGGCCUCCUCCGAGCCGCCCGCUAUGGCGUCGGAGGGGCCGCGGGAGCCCAAAGGCGAGGGCAUCAAGUUAUCAGCAGAUGUCAAACCGUUUGUCCCCAAAUUUUCUGGGCUAAAUGUGGCGUGGUCAGAGUCUUCAGAAGCAUGCGUCUUUCCUAGCUGUGCAGCCACAUACUAUCCUUUUGUUCAGGAACGACCAGUGACAGGGCAUAAAAUAUAUACUGAAGAUAUGGGCUUUGGAGCUUCAGCUUUCCCACCUCAAUAUUUAUCUUCUGAGGUGACUCUUCAUCCGUACGCCUAUUCUCCCUACACCCUUGAUGCCACACAAAAUGUUUGCUCAGUGCCUGGCUCCCAGUAUGAUUAUAACCAACCCAGUUGUUACCGGGGUUUUCAAACAGUGAAACACCGAAGUGAGCAUAUGUGCCCUCUCCCACAAGAAAUGAAAGCUCUGCUUAAGAAAAAAACCUAUGAUGAGAAGAAAACUUACGAUGAGCAAAAGUUGGAUGGUAAAGGGGCUGAUGGAACUCUGUCAUCUGAGAUCAAAUCAGCUAAAAGUUUGCAUCAUUUGUCCAUUCAUGCCGAGAAUAGUUUGAAAUCAGAUGGUUAUCAUAAACGAACAGACAGGAAGUCCAGAAUCAUUGCAAAGGGUACAUCUCCUUCCAAACCUGAAUUUGAGUUUACAAGGUUGGAUUUUCCUGAACUGCAGGGUCCAGAGAACAAUAAUAUAUCAGCACUACAAAAGCAACCCAAGUGGGGACCUGUCCGCUCCACCUCCACGGACAUUUCUCUUCUAAGAGAAGUAGUAAAACCCGCUACGGUGUUAUCAGAGGGUGAAAUGGUGGUAAAAAACAAUCCAGAUGAACCUGUAACUGCUGUUGCUGCCUCCAGUUCCUCUUCUUGUACAAGAGAGUUAUCUUGGACACCAAUGGGUUAUGUUGUUCGGCAGACAUUAUCUACAGAACUGUCACCAGCCCCUAAAAAUGUUACUUCCAUGAUAAACUUAAAGACCAUUGCUUCAUCAGCAGAUCCUAAAAAUGUUAGUCUAUCAUCCUCUGAAGUUUUUUCUUCGGAUCCUUCCUCCAACAAAGAGAAACACAUGGUUCAUCCUGCCAAAAAGUGUAAAGCAUCACAAAGUGGCGACCUUGAACAAAAAGAAGCCCCAAGAAAGAAUAAGAGAAAGAAAGAAAAGUCUAAACCAAAAUACGAAAUCCUGACAGUUCAAGAGCCACCAAGGAUUGAAGAUGCUGAGGAGUUUCCCAACCUGGCAGUUGCAUCUGAAAGAAGAGACAGAGUAGAGUCACUGAAAUUUCGAUCUAAACAGCAGCCACAGGAUAAUUUUAAAAAUAGUAUUAAAAAGAGCCAGCUUCCAGUACAGUUGGAUUUGGGGGGAAUGCUGACAGCACUAGAGAAGAAGCAGCACUCCCAGCAUGCAAAGCAGUCCUCUAAACCCGUGGUGUUCUCAGUUGGAGCAGUGCCAGUCCUUUCCAAAGAAGUCUCAUCAGGGGACAGGGGCCGGCGCCUCAGUCAGAUGAAGACGCCGCACAACCCCUUGGACUCCAGUGCCCCCCUGAUGAAGAAGGGGAAGCAGAGGGAGGUGCCCAAGGCCAAAAAGCCAACUUCACUGAAGAAGAUUAUUUUGAAAGAACGGCAAGAGAGAAAGCAGCAGCGUCUCCAGGAAAAUGCCAUGAGCCCAGCUAUUGCCAGUGAUGGUGGACAAGAUGGAGAAAGCGGUGGUGAUGACCUGGCACUUGAGCAGAUGGACCCCUUAGGUCCAGGGGGGACAGAUGAAUCGGUCUCCUCCACUCCUGAGGCUGAGGGCAAGUCAGAAGAGCCACCGGGCAUGGAGCUCCAGGGGGACAUAGAGGCCAGCCACCUUGCUCCUGACCACGCCGCCUUCCCCAAGAUCCACAGCCGCAGAUUCAGGGAUUACUGCAGCCAGAUGCUUAGUAAGGAAGUGGAUGCUUGUGUUACGGACCUCCUCAAAGAACUUGUCCGUUUUCAAGACCGUAUGUACCAGAAAGAUCCAGUCAAGGCCAAGACCAAGCGCCGACUUGUGUUGGGGCUGAGGGAAGUUCUCAAACACCUGAAACUCAAAAAGUUGAAAUGCGUCAUCAUUUCUCCCAACUGUGAAAAGAUCCAGUCGAAAGGUGGGCUGGAUGACACUUUGCACACCAUUAUUGAUUAUGCCUGUGAGCAGAACAUUCCCUUUGUGUUUGCUCUCAACCGCAAAGCUCUGGGGCGCAGUUUGAACAAAGCCGUUCCUGUCAGUGUGGUGGGGAUCUUCAGCUACGAUGGGGCCCAGGACCAGUUCCACAAGAUGGUUGAGCUGACAAUGGCAGCCCGGCAGGCGUACAAGACCAUGCUGGAGAAUGUGCAGCGGGAACUGGCUGGAGAGCCUGGGCCUCAGGUCCCUUCCAGCCUACCUAUGGAGGGCCCCAGCUGCUCUGUAGAAGACAGCCCCCCAGCCCCCACUGAAAAAGAAGAGCCACACUACAUUGAAAUCUGGAAAAAACAUCUGGAAGUAUACAGUCGAUGUGCCCUGGAGCUAGAUGAAUCCUUGGAAGCUUCUACCUCUCAGAUGAUGAACUUGAAUUUAUAGCAAGAGAGUUCUUUCCUGUGUGUCUGUGUUUUCUGGGUAAGGAGAGAGAAGUUUGAAAGACUUUGGGGCCUUUUCUUUGUAGUUCUUCAUUGACCUAAUGUAUUUUGUAUGACUGUUGAAUCUGGAAAUUAACCUGCAUGAAAGGGGGUGUGAAGCAGUGUCUCAGGCCUUUAAAACUGUGGAGCCCAUCAAAUGUUGUUCAUAUAUACUCUGGUGGAAAUCUCUUAAAAGCCUGGUAAUACAGCUUUGGCUUUCUGAGCACACUGGAUCUGGAAAACACUAGAAAACAUGGUACUUAGAGUACUUUGGCUGCUAAGGAAAUUUCCUCUCCAUUGCAGAAUAGCUGAGCCAAGUGAGUGAGUUUGCAGAAAGCUGGUGCGGAGGCACCCAGGGAAGGAGCACAGUCCUACAGGGAGCCACCUGACAGAGGGCUGCAGGGACACUAGCAUCAGAGCAGGAGGACUGUAGGGAAGGGCCCUCUCCCAGGGAUGUUGCUUUUCAGCUUUCAUUUGGGGAUACUUGGAGGAUUUGCUAAAAUGAGCCUCAGAAGGAAAAUUGGUUUUCUAACCUGUGACUUUUGACAUGAAUUAUUUCUUUCAGUCUUUAUUUUUCAGAGAAACAAUGUAUUGAAGUUCUUAGAUUUCACUUUGAUAAUCUAUAAAUCUUUUCUUUCUUUUUUAAAUGAGCAUAUUCUGAAUGUGGUUUCUGUCUCAGAGGACAGGAGGACAGAUUUUACUUUCCUAUUUUCCUUGUAAGUAAGAGGACUUAUUUAUUUUGAAUAAAGAGUAAUUAUUUAAUUUUAUUCCAGACUCUGGUGA
Molecule: messenger RNA, 3495 nt
Organism: Otolemur garnettii (small-eared galago)
Lineage: Eukaryota; Metazoa; Chordata; Mammalia; Primates; Galagidae
Gene: SECISBP2
Product: SECIS binding protein 2
Exons: 17
Coding region: 104-2677 (857 amino acids)
Biological process (GO): selenocysteine incorporation
Cellular component (GO): ribonucleoprotein complex
Molecular function (GO): mRNA 3'-UTR binding; selenocysteine insertion sequence binding; ribonucleoprotein complex binding
Source: RefSeq, a predicted model, not a curated record